Lentinula edodes (shiitake mushroom) is the source of this 945-nucleotide messenger RNA. RefSeq names its product peroxisomal dehydratase. NCBI's taxonomy places the organism in Eukaryota, Fungi, Basidiomycota, Agaricomycetes, Agaricales, Omphalotaceae. The coding region runs from base 1 to 945 and encodes 314 amino acids. Gene Ontology annotation, cellular component: peroxisome. The transcript has 9 exons. The record is from RefSeq and is a predicted model, not a curated record.
AUGUCUUCAGAGAUAGAAAGAGUAAUCGGUUUUCAGCUACCUGAUAGACCUGUAACUUGGUUCAAACGAGAUUUGAUACUUUACGCGCUUGGAGUCGGAGCAAAGAACACUGAAGAUGACCUUCCUUUCGUCUACGAAUUAAACCCGAAUUUCGCCGCACUGCCUACAUACCCUGUUGUAUUAACAUUCAAGGGGAACAGCCAAGAAUUAAACCUGUUUGCCGAUCGAAUGAAAGGCGACAAUAUUCCUGGAAUGCCUCGGGUGGAUCCCAAUCGAAUCGUACAUGGAUCGCAAUAUAUAGAAGUGCUAAAAGCUUUGCCCCUUGUCAGUGGUUUAGGAUGGAAAUGGAAGACGAGAUAUACGGGUAUAUCAGAGAAUAAAACCGGCGUUGUCCUUACAGCGGAAAGCACUCUUGUAGACCCGAAGAAUGUCGCAUAUGCUAAACUAUACAGCUCGUCGUUCAAUAUCGGCAUGAAGAUUACUGGCAACAAGUUCAACAAGACAAUCGCUGGACCGCCCCAGGCAAAACCCAUCCCUGAAAACAAGAAGCCGGACUGGGUAUACAAAGAUGAGACAUCGACUCAUCAAGCCCUUAUAUUUCGGCUUUCAGGGGACUAUAAUCCUCUUCACAUUGACCCAGCGAUUGGUCAAGCUGCUGGUUUUGGAGGCGUUAUUCUUCAUGGCCUAUCGACGUUUGGAUUUGCAGCUCGUGGACUCCUGAAAACAGUUUGUGGCAACAAGCCCGAGGCGCUCAAGCUCUUUGGAGUCAGGUUCACGUCGCCUGUCAAGCCUGGAGAUGCGCUCGAGACACAGAUUUGGGAAGUUGGUCCUGGUCCCAAUGGGACAACCGAAGUCACUUUUGUUACGAAGAAUCUCAGGACCGGGAAGAACGCUCUGGGGGGUGGUAUUGCGUAUAUUGUGAAAUCACCAUCCGCAAAGUUGUAG